AUGGGUAGUCUCUGGGAGUCUCCCACUCUGGGCGAUCCCUUCAACCUCACCCACCCCGACAACCACCUGGACCACGCCAACAACCAUGGCAUCACUCACGGUGACGGUUUCUACACCGACUUGUUGACUUUUGCCUUUAGGGGCCCAGUCCACUAUGACCGGCAACAGCCAAUAUUCAUCGACGCUGAGGACGCUACGCGAUUCUUCAACGCGUUGCAGUUCGAGACUCUGGUUCGAGCGCUGAUUGCUGGCCUGAAAGCCCACAAUGUACAGCCCGGCGAUUGUGUUUUGGUCCACCUGGGAAAUAGUAUCAUAUACCCCGCGCUGUUCUUCAGCAUCAUCGGGGCUGGCGGUGUGUUCAUGGGCUCCAACGCGCGCAGCCAACCACAAGAGCUGGAGCACAUUCUGCAACUGGCAGAGCCAAAACUGAUCAUCACUUCGUCCGAUGCACUGCCUACGGUGCUGAGCGUGUCAGCCGACCGUGGAAUGCAUCCCAGCCAGGUGUGUCUGGUGGAUGAAGCUGCAGGGGAUUACAUCUCCCAAUACUUCCUCGCCGGACCAUUGGCUUAUGCGACUGCCGGCGCCUCCUAUCUACUACCGAGCAGUGGGGGCGGCUCUGUUGUGAACUUCGCCCACCUUCUAGCGUAUGGCGAAAGUGAUUGGGUGGCCUUUGAUGACGAGAGGAUCGCCAAAUCGACGCCGGCCGCCAUGUUCUCCACCAGCGGCACCGGAGGCCUGCCUAAGGCAGCAUACCUCACCCACCAUGCCAUGAUUUCUCACCACCUCACCAUCCAAUACGAUGUGCCUUAUGAGGUAACUCGCCUGAUGUCGCUGCCCAUGUUCCACAUGUUUGGCGCGCUGUGGACCCACUUAUUUCCCAUUCGCUAUGGCGAGCCCUUGUUGGUGCUGUCGCGUUUUGAAAUGAACCUGUUCAUUCGGACGGUGCGCGAUUUUGGUAUCACCGAGACCUACAUGGUCCCCGCUAUGAUUCACAAGUUCAAUCGGUCAGCCUCGUCGGCCACGAGCUCUUUGUCCUCUCUCCGAUAUGUCGGGGUUGCCGGCGCUCCCAUUGAUGCCGCCGCCAUGCAGCGCUUCCGGGAACUGCUUCACAGUGACGCCCGUGCCUCCCAGUUGUGGGGGAUGACCGAAGUGGGGGUGGUGUUCCAGAAUCGCUACGGGCCUCAGCAGGCCCCGGCCGGCAGCAUUGGUCGAUUGCUGGAGGGCUACGAGGUGCGGCUGGUCGGACAGGACCACCAGCUGGUGCUCGAGGACAACCAGCCUGGCGAGCUCUGGGUGCGCGGGCCCGGGGUCCUCAGUGGGUACAAGGGCCGGUCAGACGCCAAAGACGCCCGAGGGUGGUUCCGCACCGGCGACGUUGCGUACGUGAGCGCCGGGCAGUUCUACAUCUACGGGCGCACCAAGGAAUUGAUUAAAGUGCGAGGAUGGCAGGUGGCCCCGGCGGAGGUGGAGGCAGCGCUACUCAAGCACCCGGAAAUCGAGGACGCCGCCGUGAUUGGGGUUACAUCGCGGGACGGCAGCACGGAGCUGCCCCGAGCGUUCGUGGUGCGAGCCAAGAGCCUGACGGGCAGCCGGCUGACCGCGGACGAUGUGUACAACUUUGCACGACACCAAUUGGCCAGCUAUAAGGCGCUGGAUGGGGGCGUGAUUUUCGUGGAGGAGAUCCCACGGACCGCGAGUGGGAAAAUCCAGCGGUUCAAGCUAUCUCAGAUGAACACCUAUCGGGAGAUAGUGAGUAACUUGCUGGCACGGUUCAAGGGUGCUAGUAUGCAGACGGUCGGGAUAAUGCAUCCAGGGCGCAUUACGGUGUAAAGAGGGGUUGCUUUUUUCACUUCUCUUCUUGGUUUUCUGUUUUCUUUUUCUUCUUUCGACUUUUCUUCUUUUUUUUGCGACAUUUUUCUUCUUCCGUUGAUAUUCCGCUCUGGGAAUGCCGUACAUAUUCGGGGGCGUUAGUGAUUACGGACUAGGCUUUAGGCGUUAAGAGCAGGGUGGUCGGUGGGGGAGUGACAAGGGGGAUGGAACCAGAAAAAGACGACUGGAUUCGUCCAUACAACUACACAUACAUACAUACAUCUGGAAGCACAUAGCAAAGGUGCACAGAUACAU
Messenger RNA from Aspergillus costaricaensis CBS 115574, 2124 nucleotides. RefSeq names its product adenylate-forming enzyme AfeA (gene afeA). Gene Ontology annotation, biological process: secondary metabolic process. Gene Ontology annotation, molecular function: CoA-ligase activity. The transcript has 3 exons. The coding region runs from base 1 to 1830 and encodes 609 amino acids. Lineage: Eukaryota; Fungi; Ascomycota; Eurotiomycetes; Eurotiales; Aspergillaceae. The record is from RefSeq and is a predicted model, not a curated record.